AUUGAGUAGCUCACAGCUGUUGAAAUAAGUUUCUAACCCCUGCUUUGAAGAUAGAUAACAACAAACAUUUGCAAUCUGAGCCAAUUUAAACUGUUGUAAAUCUCUCACCCACUGAUGAGAAAGCAAUUCCCUCCCCCCCUUCCACAGUGGGCAGAACAACCCGGCUGUGUUUCUUGCCUGGGAAUCUUGUCUCCAUGGCAGUGAUCAGCCAGUGGCAUUGACAGGACGGAUAGGCCUUAUCAUCUGUCCUGGACUGAGCCUGGGCAAUCUUUCAAGCUGGGAACCGCAGCAGCCAGUUCAAAGCAGCAGGAGGAGCAGCUCCCCAGUCAGUGUGCAGGAAAAUGGACGUAACUAUGGCUGUUCUGUUGGCAUUGGUUCUGGGACUUCUUAUGGUCAAGUUUGCUUUGUUUCAGCCAAGAAACCCAAAUUCCCCACCUUGCGUUAGUGGCUGGAUCCCUUGGUUGGGAGCUGCAUUUGAGUUUGGGAAAGCUCCCCUGGAGUUUAUAGAACAAGCCAGAGUCAAGUAUGGGCCAGUAUUCACAGUGUUUGCUCUGGGAAACCGAUUCACCUUUGUGACUGAGGAAGAGGGGAUUGAAGCAUUUUUUACAUCUAAGGACAUAGAUUUUGAGCAGGCGGUGCAGCAAACGGUCCAGCGCACAACUUCAAUUCCUGCAGAAAUCUUUUAUCGGAACCGUAGCAGACUCUAUAGCAUGAUGAAAGGAAAAAUGGGUACCUCUAGCCUGUACCUUUUUGCUGGGACUCUGUGUCAAGAAUUACACGAGCACAUGGACUGCUUGGGCACAGCAGGAACUGAGAAUCUCAGUGAUCUAAUAAGAUCUGUCAUGUAUCCAGCAACCGUAAAUAUCUUAUUUGGAAAAGGUGUCUGUCCAACAAACAAGAGUGACAUCAAGGAGUUUGAAGAGCAUUUUCAGAAGUAUGAUGAGGAUUUUGAAUAUGGGUCCCAGAUGCCUGAGUAUUUUAUGAGAAACUGGUCUAAAUCCAAAAAAUGGCUUCUAAAAGUGUUUGACAAAGUGGUAUCAGACGCUGAGAGAGCCAACCCGCCAGAGAGCAAUUCCAAGACACUGCUGCAGCAUCUCCUGGAUAACUUGCAUGGAAAACAUUUAGCUCCCAAUUAUGCUCUCUUAUUGCUCUGGGCCUCCCAAGCGAAUGCUAUGCCUGUGGCAUUUUGGACCCUGGCAUUUAUACUAUCCCACACUUCUAUUUACAAGAAGAUCAUGGAGGACAUCGUUUCUGUUUUUGGCAAAGCAGGUAAAGAGAAUAUUGAAAUAUCUGAAGAUGACCUUAAGAAGCUUCUCUUAAUUAAAUGGUGCACUUUGGAAGCCAUCCGACUAAGGUCUCCAGGUGCAAUCACUAAGAAAGUGGUGAAUCCAAUAAAAAUUCAGACUUUCACCAUCCCUGCAGGUGACAUGCUGAUGUUGUCUCCAUAUUGGGUGCAUAGGAAUCCAAAAUACUUUCCUGAUCCUGAAACAUUCAAACCUGAUCGUUGGAAAGAGGCAAAUUUAGAGAAGAAUGCUUUCUUGGACGGCUUCGUGGCAUUUGGAGGAGGGAAGCAUCAAUGUCCAGGAAGGUGGCUUGCUAUAAUGGAGGUUCACAUGCUAGUCGUUUUGUUCCUUUACAAAUACGAAUUUAUUCUUUUGGACCCAGUACCAAAGGAGAGCCUUCUCCAUUUAGUGGGGACACAGCAGCCCGUGGGAGCAUGCCGGGUUCAGUAUAAACUCCGGCAAUGAAAGCUGACUUGACUAAGUCUGGUUCCUUUGCCAGCCGCUGUCUGUGACGGACCAUUGCUCUGUUUCACUUUGGCAUGUCCUAUGUGCCCCAUGUAGUCAGUGCCAUAAGCAGAUUUUUAAAUAGUUUCAAAUGCUGUAUGUACUCUGCGUAGUUUUUAUAUCAUGCCCAUCACUGUGGUAUCUAAGCACCUGGGCCUGAUUAUCUAGGACACAGUAUUUAAAACGCAGCCUUCCUUUAUGUAUCUGCAAAAAGAAGAACAGGAGGACUUGUGGCACCUUAGAGACUAACAAAUUUAUUAGAGCAUAAGCUUUCAGCUUUAUUAGAGCUGAAACUUUUCUUUAUGUAUCUGCAAUUUGUGGGUGCAAUCACUGGCAGUGUGUAGCUAUCUAACUUGCUGACUGCACCCACAAGUCAGGCAUUUAGGGGCCAGAUUCAUUAUGCUCACUAUUACUUUGGGGCACCAAGUGGGAGGCUGUGCUGGGAGCUCUUUGCAAAUCAGGUCCUGUUGGCUCAAUUCACAGUUAUGCUGCAUGUUCACUUAGACCAGUGCAAAGUGGCUGGUAAGCGUUAGCGGGUCAGAACAGUAAUACUUUGCACUGGUGUCAAUGAAUGCACAAAGUGCAGGACAGUAGUGAAUUGGGCCCUCUGGAUCAAAUCCUCAGCUGGUGUAAAUCAGCAUAACUCCUCUGUCUUUGCUGGAACAUUCCUGAUUUACACCAGAGGAGGAGCUGACUUGUGUCUAAACUAAGGCUAAAUGAUUGUAAAUGAAAUAUAUGAAAAGUGAAAGUGAUCCUGCACCCUUGGUGCAGCCAAAACUCCCACUGACUUUUGUUGGGCUUUGGUUGCUCCAGGGAUGCAGAAUUGCCCCCUACCUUAUAGUCCAAUGAAAGCCUUGCCAUGAUGUUUGUUUUCCAUUUUAUACUUUGCAAGAAUUUGCAAGAAAACUUUGUCUAAGGUCUAGAAGACUUCUGCUUUCUUUUAAGAUUUACAGCAUGUGAGAUGCCAACCUUUUUUGGCUGUGGCACAAAUCUAAAAAUAUCUAACCCUAAAAAGAAAAUCUGGAAUAAAGCACUGUUAGAGGAAGCAGUUCAACAAAUUAAAAAUGUCUUUUAGAAUAUACAAAAUUUUAACUGCUGUCAGAUUUGAUACACUAUAAUAGCCUUGUUUGUAUAUCUUUAGUUUUAAGUAAAGACUACUGAUCACUUUUACAAAUAUUUGCCCCUCAAAAGGGCAUUUUAAAACACUAAGAACUACAGAAUAAAGUUCCAUAGGGAAAAAAGUAUAUAACAGUUAAAUUGAUGCACUAAAUUGAUGACCGGAUCCUAUCUCGCUUGGUUUAUGGAUCUGACAGUAUUGCAAGCUAGCCACAUGGUUGGCUAGUGAUUUUGGUAGUGGUACAUUAUAGUGGUCUCUAGUUGUGCUCAUUAUAGUUACAUCUGCAAGACAGUUUCCACUCUCACCUCCUGUUUUUAGUUGCUUAAGUGGUUCUGAAACACUUACCUUUAGAGCUGAUACAGACUAACACGGCUGCUACUCUGAAACUUAUCUUUAGAGCUGAUAUUUUCAUGUGUGGUCACUGCCUAAUAGUAUGUGUCUUUAUAUAUUUUUAAUUUUUGAAAGUUUGAGCAAAAUCUGUUCUGGUAUUUUGCAAUCACGAGCAUGGAAAAUGUCUUUCCCGUUGCUUUAAAAUAAACACUCUCAUGUUAUUUUUCCCCAAAAGGGCAACAUCACACUUGAUACACCAGUAAUCCCUAAUGAGCAGUAAUGACACUAUGUGCUAUGAACUAUUUUUUUUUUGCAGCAAAGUUAUGUGUUACCAGAUUUGCCUGUUACUUUGGGGUAUACUCAUUUAUUAGGGUU
This is a messenger RNA of Chrysemys picta bellii (western painted turtle), 3609 nucleotides long. Its product is annotated as 24-hydroxycholesterol 7-alpha-hydroxylase-like. Gene Ontology annotation, molecular function: oxysterol 7-alpha-hydroxylase activity; heme binding; steroid 7-alpha-hydroxylase activity. Gene Ontology annotation, biological process: cholesterol homeostasis; bile acid biosynthetic process. NCBI's taxonomy places the organism in Eukaryota, Metazoa, Chordata, Testudines, Emydidae. The record is from RefSeq and is a predicted model, not a curated record.